AUGUCAGUAACCCUUCACACAACCUUGGGCGACCUCAAGAUUGAGGUCUUUUGCGAAAGCGUGCCCAAAACCGCAGAGAACUUCCUCGCCCUCUGCGCCUCCAACUACUACGACCACUCCCCUUUCCACCGCCUCAUCCCCACCUUCAUGGUCCAGACCGGCGCCCCCGCCCACCCCUCCCCGCCCGACAACCCCAAGGGCGGCCGGUCCAUCUACGGCGGCACCUUUGGCGACGAGAUCCGGCCCGGGCUGCGGCACUCGGCGCGCGGCACCGUCAGCAUGGCGAACAAGGGGCCCGGCACGAACGGCAGCCAGUUCUUUGUGCUGUUCGGCGCGGCGCCCCACCUCGACGGCCAGAACACCGUAUUCGGCCGCCUCGUCGGCGACGACAGCCUGGCCACCCUCGCCGCCCUCGAGGCCCUCGAGGUCGACAGGAAGCACAGGCCCAAGAAGCAGGUCCGCAUUGAGAGCGUCACCGUCCACGCGAACCCGCUCGCCGGCUGA
Phialemonium atrogriseum is the source of this 504-nucleotide messenger RNA. RefSeq names its product cyclophilin-like domain-containing protein. The transcript is spliced from 2 exons. Gene Ontology annotation, molecular function: peptidyl-prolyl cis-trans isomerase activity. Bases 1 to 504 code for a protein of 167 amino acids. The record is from RefSeq and is a predicted model, not a curated record. Gene Ontology annotation, cellular component: catalytic step 2 spliceosome. Gene Ontology annotation, biological process: protein folding; protein peptidyl-prolyl isomerization. NCBI's taxonomy places the organism in Eukaryota, Fungi, Ascomycota, Sordariomycetes, Cephalothecales, Cephalothecaceae.